ACUAUAAAUCAAAAGUAUAGUUUUUCAAGAGAAAUGUCUUCACCCUGAUGAACGCAUUCAUCAACGUUUAAAAUCCUCUUUCUUUUAAAUCAAGCAAAUAUCUAUUUAUGGAAAAGAGAAGAGAGAAUGCUGGAUGGACUCCAGUGCCACAGUUCGGAGGGUGGGACCAAAAAGGAAUAGACGCAACAGACUACUCGGUUGUGUUUACUAAAGCUCGCGCUAACAGGAAGCUGAACAAAGCUGAUGUCUCACAUUCUUUGGGAAGCGAACAAGAACUCAUGGCAAGUGCUCGUCGUCACCACUACCAGCAACAUCUUAACAAUCGCCGCGAAACUCAAGAUGAUGACCCUGUCAUGAAGAAGAAGAGGAUCUUGACCUACAUCAAUUGUUGCAUCAGACCAAACUAGGGCCUUUGUUCCACAAAGUUGCAAUUGUAAAGACAUCAGUGUUCUUGUAAUCUAUCUGCCUCAUCUGUAAAGAUACUCAUGGUUGGUGUAUACAUUUGGGUUGUGCCUUCACGUCCGAUAUGAGAGUAAGAUAACAUGAAUCAAAUUUCUGUCAGAUCCCACAUAUUAAUUAUCAAUUACGAGCCAUGUUUGCAAUGUCGCCGUGAACGUUCGAAGUAUAGAUGAGUGAGUAUAAAGACGAAGUUACAUGUAAUUGUGAAUGUGAGAGAUAUCUUCCUACACACACUUGGUCGAGUGUUUUACACUGUACUUGAGUGUGUUUCUUAACAGCAAUGGUAAAGGAAC
Molecule: messenger RNA, 752 nt
Organism: Brassica napus (rape)
Lineage: Eukaryota; Viridiplantae; Streptophyta; Magnoliopsida; Brassicales; Brassicaceae
Exons: 3
Coding region: 108-407 (99 amino acids)
Source: RefSeq, a predicted model, not a curated record